AUGGGCAGCCUCGCCGGACAUGGCACUGAGAGCCCGCCCCUUCAUAGAUACCGCAUUGGGGUGGAUGUAGGAGGAACCAAUACCGACGCCGUGCUCAUCUCGCUUUCCCCCACGCAGAUCGUAGCCUCCCACAAAGCACCCACGACGCCCGAUGUCACCACAGGCAUCACCCAGGCCGUCCGGACCGUCAUCCACGCCAGCAAUGUACCUCUGGACGCCAUCAGCUGCGUGAUCGUCGGAACCACUCAUUUCGUGAACGCGGUGGUGCAGCGCUCUUCGUCGCUUCAGCGCGUCGGCGUUGUUCGACUGUGCGGAGGGAGCAAAGAUGGGUUCGGGCUCGGCGUGCCGCCCUUUAUCGACUUCCCGCCGGAUCUACGCCGACUAAUCUCGACGCGGCCCUAUUUCUGCCAGGGCGGUCACCAGAUCUCCGGCUCUGAAAUCUCGCCCAUUGACCCCGCCGAGUUGACCGAGGUGGCGGAGAAACUUGUCAAAGAUGGCAUCUUCGAUGUCGUCGUCUCGGCCGUCUAUUCGCCCCUGAACGCGGAACAUGAAGUCACAGCGGGCGAUAUCCUGCUACGGAAAAUGAAACAAGUGGCCAAGGCCCAUGGUCUCGCGAUUCGACCCCGGCUCACGCUCUCGCAUCAGAUCUCAUCCCUCGGGUUCCUUGCAAGGGAGAACGCCGCCAUCCUCAAUGCCACCCUGAGGCCGCUGGCCGAGAAGACCAUCCUGGGCUUCCAGAAGGCCAUGCAAGACAUCUUCCGUGGGGUUCCCUGUGCAUUGUACCUCACCCAGAAUGACGGAAGCGUACUGAGUGCCCCGGACGCCAUCGACCUCCCGAUCCGAACAUUCAAUUCCGGUCCUACGAAUUCGAUCCGAGGCGGUGAUUUCCUCUGGAACGCCGCGAGCACGGGUGCCGGUGAAGUCCAUGCGGACCGCCAGGAUGCUCUCGUGGUCAUCGACAUUGGCGGAACCACCUCGGAUAGCGGCUUGUUGCUCCCCAACGGCCUGCCCAGAAUGAGCUCUGUGAUGAGUCUGGUGGGAGGCGUGCGCACCAACUUUGCGUUGCCUGCAGUGGAGAGCGUGGGGCUUGGUGGUGGAAGCAUUGUACGAGUGUCCGGAGAUGAUAUCACCGUUGGACCGGACAGUGUUGCUCUAGAGCUGCUGCAGAAGGCUCGUCUGUUUGGCGGUGACGUCUUGACAUCCACCGAUAUCGUGGCCGCAUCCGAAUGGCACUCGCCGACAGGUCACAACCCCCUGAAAGGGAUGGGUGACCCCAGUCGCUUGAGGGACGUUACUCCAGAGCUGAUCAAGAAGGCCAAGGCUCGCAUGCGAAAGAUCAUAGAAGAACUGGUUGAUCGAACCAAGGUUCAGAAGGGAGAUGUGGAUGUUCUGAUCGUCGGCGGAGGCGCCAUCGUCAUCGAUGUCGAUGAGCCUCUCGAGGGAGUCCGCGCCGUGCGGAAAGUUAAAGGUGGAGAGGUCGCCAAUGCAGUUGGCGCCGCGAUAUCGCGAGUAUCAGGCGUUGUGGAUACCGUCGUAGAUACAUCCCACCAGACGUUGAAGGAAGCCCAAGAGGUGGUGUCGGCAUCAGCCAUUGAUGCUGCCGUCGCCAACGGAGCGCAGCGAGAGACCGUCCAGGUUGCCGAAGUCACUAUCCUCCCUAUUCAGUACGUCGAUGCAAAGGCGCGCAUACACAUCAGAGCCGUCGGAGCAUUAGACGUAAUCAAGCACGCCAAACAAGGCGCAUCUAGUCCGAUCGUCUUGCCAGAGCUGCCUGAACAACAGCAACAGGUCCAGAAAGAGACUGUCAACGGUGGCUUGGUCGAUGAGACGGCCGAGAUCAUCGACAUUCAAGGCUAUAGGCCCAAGGUCGAACACCGGCGAUGGGUGGUGUCGAUCAUCGACCUCGAAUGGAUCGCGCAGGGUUGCAAGGUCCUUGGCUGCGGAGGAGGGGGAGACCCUUAUCAGCAGUAUCUCAAAAUUCGCGCUCUACUUGAGAUAUCUCCAGGCAGUAUCAGGGUCGUGUCGCCGACCGAUCUGCCUGAAACGGCCACCGUCGGAUGGACGGGCUGCAUGGGCAGUCCUGAAGUAAGCAUGGAGCGAAUGGAAGCCGACGAGUGCAACAAGGCACACGACGAAUUGACGCGAGUGCUAGGGCUUCCUCCGGCCGAUGCGUUCAUGGCCCUGGAGAUCGGCGGAGGCAACGGCGUCGUCAACCUCGAGGUGGCGGCUCAGCAUGGGGUGCCCUGUGUCGAUGCCGACUACAUGGGCCGCGCAUAUCCAACGUAUUGGCAGACAACGAUCAAUGUCUACGGCACCGCCCGGGGGGAGGCGCUGGUACCGGCGACAAUCGCCAGCGGAGAUGGAUCCUUUAUCACCAUGACUGCCAGCAGGACCGAUAAACUUGUGGACAAGGCAUUGCGGGCUGCCGUUGUGGAGAUGGGAUGCAGGGCUGGGAAAGCGGCUCCUCCCAAGUCGGCCAAAGUUGUCCAGGAGCAGGCCGUUCUUAAUACCGUUUCUCUGGCCUGGUGGAUAGGCCGGGCGAUCGCUCUGGAGAAGAACGUGACGGACAAGGCGAAGCGGAUCAUCGACGCGGUCGGCGGCUCUGCGAGCGCGAAGAUCUUAGCCGAAGGCAAGAUCACCAGUGUGGAGCGCGUCCUCAAGACCGGACACACCUACGGUGUUGUAGAGGUCGACGGAGUCCUCAGCGACGGGUCCAAGGCGAUAGUCCGAAUCCCGUUCAAGAACGAAAAUGCCUUUGUCGAGGCCAUGUCGGCCGAUGGUAAGAAGUCCAUCCUGGCUUCUGUGCCAGAUCUCAUCGCCGUUCUGGAUUCGGAGACAGGCUCCGGUCUGGGCACGCCAGAGUACAAGUACGGCUUGAAGGUGACCAUCAUAGCCAUUGCGGCGUCGCCUCGCUGGACGGAUACUCCUCGAGGGUUGGAAUUGGGCGGACCGGCAUCCAUGGGCUUUGACGAUGUCGAGUACGUGCCUAUCGGCAGGUACACGAAGCCGCGGAGUGUCAUUGACAUGUAUGCAUAG
Capronia epimyces CBS 606.96 is the source of this 3036-nucleotide messenger RNA. RefSeq lists its product as uncharacterized. The transcript has 2 exons. Lineage: Eukaryota; Fungi; Ascomycota; Eurotiomycetes; Chaetothyriales; Herpotrichiellaceae. Gene Ontology annotation, cellular component: cytosol. Gene Ontology annotation, molecular function: 5-oxoprolinase (ATP-hydrolyzing) activity. Gene Ontology annotation, biological process: glutathione metabolic process. The record is from RefSeq and is a predicted model, not a curated record. Bases 1 to 3036 code for a protein of 1011 amino acids.